Messenger RNA from Punctularia strigosozonata HHB-11173 SS5, 996 nucleotides. RefSeq names its product DUF500-domain-containing protein. The record is from RefSeq and is a predicted model, not a curated record. Gene Ontology annotation, biological process: actin filament bundle assembly; actin cortical patch localization. The transcript has 4 exons. Lineage: Eukaryota; Fungi; Basidiomycota; Agaricomycetes; Corticiales; Punctulariaceae. Gene Ontology annotation, molecular function: phosphatidylinositol binding; actin filament binding. Gene Ontology annotation, cellular component: actin cortical patch. The coding region runs from base 1 to 843 and encodes 280 amino acids.
AUGUCCAUGCUCGCCAAGUUCCGUCAAGGCGCCCACAAGGCGCACCUACAAGCCAGCGCCUUCGUGAAGGAUGCCGGCACCAAAGUCUCCUCCGAAACUCGGGAUUUCGUCCAGGGAUUCAGCUUGCCCGGCGAGGCGGAGAAGGCAGCCAAGAUCCUCGCCAGUUUUUUGGCCGACCCUGAUCACCCCGAAUCCGCCCUGAACGCGAUACCGAAAGCCGUACUCCAACGAGCGCGCGGCCUCGCCGUCUUCCAAGUGAUCAAAGCCGGCUUCGUCUUCUCCGGCAAGGCCGGCUCCGGGCUCGUCAUCGCCCGCCUGCCCGACGGCUCCUGGUCCGCGCCCUCCUGCAUCGCGACCGGGGGCGUCGGCUGGGGCCUCCAGAUCGGCGCGGACAUCACCGACUUCGUGAUCGUCCUCAACUCGGAGGACGCCGUCCGCGCGUUUUCGAUGGGCGGCAACGUCACCAUCGGCGGGAACAUCAGCGCCGCCGCGGGGCCCAUCGGUACCGGCGGCAGCGUCCAGGCGUCCCUCGCGCAUCCCGCGCCCAUGUUCUCCUAUUCCAAGUCCAAAGGUCUCUUCGCCGGCGUCUCCCUCGAAGGCACCGCCCUCAUCGAGCGCAAAGACGCCAACCGCGACUUCUACGGCUCACCCGUUCCCGCGCGUGACAUCCUCGGCGGACGCGUCCCUCCUCCCGAAGUCGCCUCGCGGCUGUACGAGGUCAUCGAGGCCGCCGAGGGCCUCGACGAGACCGGCCUCCCCGAGGAGGCCUACGUCCCCACCGCGACCGGCGAACACGUUCCCGUCGAGAACACGGUAUUCGAUGCGGACCACAUCCACAUCUAGACACCCAGACGUGUGUCAUGCGGAAACGACGAGCGGCUAUCUUACGAUAUAUACCAUUACGCAUGUACGAUCCUCCCCCUCUGGCAAACGUUACUCUGUACAACAGGUGGUUGCGCGAAGACGAUGCAAGUCCAUGGAAUUCUAGAUUUCUAU